Molecule: messenger RNA, 209 nt
Organism: Aspergillus thermomutatus
Lineage: Eukaryota; Fungi; Ascomycota; Eurotiomycetes; Eurotiales; Aspergillaceae
Product: putative urea hydro-lyase/cyanamide hydratase
Exons: 1
Source: RefSeq, a predicted model, not a curated record
AUAAUACCGGCGCCAAUGAGCACCUCGUCAGUCCGCAGACUAUUGAGGAUGUCUGCGCGAGGUAUCCCCGGAAGCAGUGGAGUAGUUGCUUUGCGGCGAUCAUUCGCAAGGAGGACGGGCUGAAGCCGUGGGCGCAUUCCACCACGCUGGGGGAGGAGGAGUUUCCGGCUAAGGUGUUGGGGAAUAAGCUGAUGGCGCCGUUUGAAUGA